AUGCGCGCAUGGAUGAAUCAAAUCAACGCAUCAGCGCAUAGUAAAUGUAGGACUGAAUCCAAUGUUAAGAACGGAACAGAACAGAACAGAACAGAACAGAACGAAACAGAACAGAACGAAACAGAACAGAACGAAACAGAACAGAACGAAAUAGAACAGAACAGAACGAAACAGAACAGAACAGAACGAAACAGAACAGAACAGAACGAAACAGAACAGAACAGAACAGAACAGAACAGAACAGAACAGAACAGAACAGAACAGAACGAAACAGAACAGAACAGAACAGAACAGAACAGAACAGAACAGAACAGAACAGAACAGAACAGAACAGAACAGAACAGAACAGAACAGAACAGAACAGAACAGAACAGAACAGAACAGAACAGAACAGAACAGAACAGAACAGAACAGAACAGAACAGAACAGAACAGAACAGAACAGAACAGAACAGAACAGAACAGAACAGAACAGAACAGAACAGAACAGAACAGAACAGAACAGAACAGAACAGAACAGAACAGAACAGAACAGAACAGAACAGAACAGAACAGAACGAAACAGAACAGAACAGAACAGAACAGAACAGAACAGAACCGAACAGAACCGAACGGAACGGAACGGAACGGAACGGAACGGAACGGAACGGAACGGAACGGAACGGAACGGAACGGAACGGAACGGAACGGAACGGAACGGAACGGAACGGAACGGAACGGAACGGAACGGAACAGAACAGAACAGAACAGAACAGAACAGAACAGAACAGAACAGAACAGAACAGAAUAG
Sitophilus oryzae (rice weevil) is the source of this 789-nucleotide messenger RNA. RefSeq names its product transcription factor SPT20 homolog. The transcript is spliced from 2 exons. The record is from RefSeq and is a predicted model, not a curated record. NCBI's taxonomy places the organism in Eukaryota, Metazoa, Arthropoda, Insecta, Coleoptera, Curculionidae. The coding region runs from base 1 to 789 and encodes 262 amino acids.